Brassica oleracea var. oleracea is the source of this 1026-nucleotide messenger RNA. RefSeq names its product thioredoxin-like protein AAED1, chloroplastic. The record is from RefSeq and is a predicted model, not a curated record. NCBI's taxonomy places the organism in Eukaryota, Viridiplantae, Streptophyta, Magnoliopsida, Brassicales, Brassicaceae. The transcript has 7 exons. Gene Ontology annotation, molecular function: antioxidant activity. The coding region runs from base 50 to 838 and encodes 262 amino acids.
UUUUGUUCCCAUCGCAAAACUGCUUUAAUCAGGUUUCUUGUCUGAAACAAUGGCGAUUCUCUCUGUACGAACUCCAAGUUCCAUUCAGCUUCUUCGUUCCUCUGUUUCUCCCAUCUGCUCUAAACCUUUGUUUCGAUCAUCAUCCAGCUUUUCAUCUUCCAUUGUUUCUGCUCCUUUCGCCAGGUUAAAAUCCAAUUCCUCGAUCUCUAGACCUCUUGUAGUUCUCGCGAGAGCUUCCACGGGAGUCGCUGAUUACAGAGAAGAUAUCGGCGAGAUCCUCGGGGAUGUCUCAAUCUUUACUGCUUCAGGCCAGCCAGUGAAGUUCAGCAAUCUCUUGGAUCAGAACGAUGGAGUUUCUGCUGUUGUGCUUUUGAGGCAUUUCGGAUGCGUUUGCUGUUGGGAGCUUGCUACUGCAUUGAGAGAGGCGAAACCCCGGUUUGAUGCGGCUGGUGUUAAACUGGUUGCUGUUGGUGUUGGAACUCCUGACAAGGCUCGUAUACUUGCAACUCGGUUACCUUUUCCAAUGGAAUGUCUUUACGCGGAUCCUGAGCGCAAGGCAUAUGAUGUUCUUGGUUUAUACUACGGCUUAGGCCGCACUUUCUUCAACCCAGCUAGCACGAAGGUCUUCUCAAGAUUUGACGAGAUACGAGAAGCUACAAAAAAUUACACCAUACAAGCCACUCCUGAAGACAGAAGCAGUGUGUUGCAACAGGGAGGUACGUUUGUUUUCAAAGGCAAGAAGCUCUUGUAUGGUCGUAAAGACGAAGGUACCGGAGAUCAUCCAUCUCUAGAUGAUGUCCUCAAUGUCUGCUGCCAAAGCAAAGCCACCGUUGCUUGAACAUUGUAUCAAAGUCUUUCUGGUUUGGUUUAGUGGUUAAAUCACUGUGUAAUUAUAGAUAUUAAUGUCUUUUUAAGAUAAAAAAUUAGAUAUAGUAUCAACACUAUAGAUUGAACCACACAAGUCUCUUUUAGUGUAAAGGAAGAUAAGACGAGAGUUUGGCAUCUUAUUGGAAUAAUUUGUUUGUC